This is a messenger RNA of Menidia menidia (Atlantic silverside), 270 nucleotides long. The record is from the annotation of a GenBank genome assembly. NCBI's taxonomy places the organism in Eukaryota, Metazoa, Chordata, Actinopteri, Atheriniformes, Atherinopsidae.
AUGUAUUUCCUACCAGACGAAUGUCGUAUGGUGAAAUGCGAGCGGCUGAAUGAGAUUGCAGACCUUGGCAGCGCGCGUGGAACAUUAGAGAAGCGCUGUGUCCACCUACUGGUUGUGGUUGCUCGCGGUGUGACCAGCACAUGGACGGCUAUUUUCUGCUGCCCCGCGGAGCACCAGUACCACGCCGUGUCUCUCAUCUGCAGCUUCUUAAAGGUGACGGAGAACGUCCCAGAUCUGUCGUCUCUGAUGGCCAGUGAGGAGUCCUCGUAG